Recurvomyces mirabilis is the source of this 1503-nucleotide messenger RNA. RefSeq names its product mitochondrial import inner membrane translocase subunit tim54 (gene TIM54). The record is from RefSeq and is a predicted model, not a curated record. Bases 1 to 1503 code for a protein of 500 amino acids. The transcript has 2 exons. NCBI's taxonomy places the organism in Eukaryota, Fungi, Ascomycota, Dothideomycetes, Mycosphaerellales, Teratosphaeriaceae.
AUGUCUGAAGCAGGACCUCCUAUCAUUCCUCUCCAAGGCGUAAUCGGGCGGAUAGCAUCACCGCCUCGGAAGAAUGUUGCCAGCAAUGUCGCAUCACCAGCAGCAGGAAAGAGGCCUGCGAGUGAUGGCAAUCCUGCCUUCCGAGCCAUGGGCCUCCCUCGCCUCCGCCUCCCCUCCCGCAACUGGUUAAUCUUCCUCUCCAUCACCGCCUCCUUUGCCUCCGCCGUGCUCUACGACAAAUACCAGACCCGGCGAAUAAAACAAAAAUGGUGCGACACAGUCUCACACCUCACCCUCGAACCUCUCGAUACCAAGACCAUGCCGCGUAAACUCACCAUCUACCUCGCCGCCCCUCCAGGCGAUGGGCUGAGGUCUGCGAGAGAACACUUCCACGAGUAUGUCAAGCCAGUUCUCGUGGCAGGAGCGAUGGACUGGGAUGUGAUCGAGGGAAGGAAGGAGGGAGAUGUGCGUUUCAAGACGGCGGAGAAGGUGCGACGGAAGAGGAAGAGGGGUGGCGAGGGCGACGCUCUGCCGGAAGAGGAAAUGGCUAAGGAGUAUGGGGUGGAGUUGAUUAGGGAGAGGAAUGGGACGGUGGAAGGUGGGGAUGUAAGUGGAGAUGUAAUCAUUGGACGGCAUGCUUGGAAGGAAUAUGUGAGGGGUUUGCAUGAGGGGUGGUUGGGGCCGGUAGACGCGCCGAAGGUUGAGGACGUGGUGGUGGUGGAUGGGAGUGAGGGAGUGGUUGGUGGAGGACACGACACCGGCCAUUCAUCUGUGGGCGAUACGGCGGUAAAGAAGGCUGGGGAUGUUGCCGCAGCUGCCCGAUCCUCUCCCACUCCUUUUUCACCCUUGGAAGCACGUUCAUCAGGACGAGAAGAGGAAUCCCCUUUUCUCAAAGAAGAAGGAGCGCCAAUAGAAUCAGAAAUGAAGACCGAAGAAGCAAAAAAGGAAGGAACGGAAGAGGAAGAAAAACCCAAACGACGACACCCACCCCCUUAUAUCAACCCUUCGGACUACCCAACCGCCCAGAUAGCCGCCUCAACCCCCGAAAUUCUAGAUCCAGCAACAGCAAUACCAUUCCCCCACCUCCUAGGAAUCAGAAACACCCCUAUCCGCAUCUACCGCUUCCUCAACCGCCGCCACCUCGCCGACCGGGUAGGCCGUGAUGUAGCUGCCGCCGUGCUAGGAUCUUCUUACCGAUCCUACGGAACCGCGACCCCCACAUCCAUAGACGAAGCCAGUGCGAGCGCGACAGGAGGCGAGAAGACUGUCCCCGAGCAGAGUCAGGUCUUGGCGUAUGAGGAAAGGGAAUGGUGGAAGACGGUCCGUCGACCGAGGGAGGAGCAUGAGGAGAGUGUGUGGAUUGAGGAUGUUGUUGUUGAUGAAAGGAUAGGGAGUAGGAUGAGGGGGUUUGAACUAGGGGCUGAGGAUGAGGAGAGGAGUCGGGGUUUUGCGGAGGGGAGGCUGAAGACGGUUGCGGAGCAGAGGGGAGAAGAGGAGGGAUGA